UGAGGCGGGGCGGGACCCGGCGCGGCCGCACAGGCCGGGCUGUCUCAUGGCGCUGAGCCGGGCGCUCGGGCUCCGUCUGGCCUACGCGGCAGCGGGCGCCCUCAUGGGCCUCUCGGCCUUCCUCGCCUGGAGCCUGGCGCCGGCCUUCCGCCAGCCCGCCACGGCCGCCGCGGGGGGGCUCUCCGGUGUUCUGGCGCUCUGGGCCCUAAUCACGCAUGUGAUGUAUGGGCAGGAUUACUGGAGGACCUGGUUAAAAGGGCUGAGGUUCUUCCUCUUCAUCGGGAUCCUCUUCUCUGCUCUCUCCGUGGUGGGAUUUUGCACAUUCCUUGUUCUGGCCAUCACCAAGCACCAGUCCCUGACUGACCCCAGCAGCUACUACCUGUCGUGCGUCUGGAGUUUUAUCUCCCUGAAAUGGGCCUUCCUGCUCAGCUUAUACUCACACCGGUACAGGAAUGAGUUUGCAGACAUCAGCAUCCUCAGUGACUUCUGAAGCUUGGACUCAAUUCUGUCGGAAGCUGCUAAUGUUUGACUGGGCUUUGGAUGCCCUGCACUGGAAGGAGACUGCGAAGAGGCAGAGAGUAGGAGCAGCCCAGCUCCGCAGGACUUGUCUGUCGGCAGUAGGGGUUUCCCCUAAGUGCUUUUAUUCAACCUCUUAAUUUGGCUAAUUAUGUCAAUCUAGUGUUUUUGUUACCCUCUGGGGCGUCCAUGUGUCUGGCAAUGAGUCAAGAAGUUCCAUGCACUCGCAUGCAGCAGGCCUCAAUUUGCUAUCUGCAUUGCUCUGCUGUUGUCGUAGACCAGUGACUUUCAAAUUAGCCUGUGGAUGCAGCACCUGGUUAAGAAUUGGGCAUCUUUCUCUUAGCCAAUGACUCACCAGCCUGCUCGUGGGGGUGCCCGGGGUUGCUUAGCAGAGGACCAUGCCCUGUGAAGGGAGGUCUUUAUUCUCACAGGGUAAUUUGAGCAGGGGGGGUGCAUGUUGUCUCCCAGCACUGGGGAGGACAAACCCAUCGAUAGCUCCACACCAGCCCCCCAAACCUUCAGCAUUUCAUUGUGCUGCUUCCUGUAAACAGUUGGGCCAAGAAUAAGGCAUGGUGCUGGCUCCACCCUGCUGUGUAGAGCACAUGCACCCCCUUGUGCAGGCCAGAAACAAGAAGUCAGCAAUGCAGUGUCAGUUGUCUCAAACAGAGGUCACUUAUGUGGGGCGGGGGGAGAUCCAGUGCUGGAGAGAAUCAACGCUAGCUGAGCGUUGCACCCUGUUACAUUGUGCUGCCUGUUAACCCAGGACCAUUCUCAAAGGAAACUAUUUUAUUACAGCACUUAAGAGUGAGAGAUGUAGCAAGUGGCAUCUGACGUGUGGGUAGUGGGUGCCCUGGGCAAGGGGCUGGGCUGUUUGCGUCUCAGAAGGGUCGUGAACGUGUGUGAUUCAUUGGUUUAAAGCCGUCUGUACAUUUGGAGGGCAUUGUGUGUGCUUCUGUUCCUGUAGUGAUUCUUGUUCUGUUCCACUGCAAACCUACUGCUGACCGACCACUAUGGACCAUUAGUGCUGAGCGGCUCCAAGUAGCACAGGGGGAGAAAGCAAGAGCUCAGCACAUCUGUGCGUCCUGCAAAGGCCAGACCCGCCGUAGAUUGCGGGCUGCCGCUCGGUGGAGGCGGCUUCUUCCUGCUUGGAGCCUGGUGUAGGGCACAUACGUCACCAGCAGUUUGCCUGGGUUGCUAAAGUUCUACAAACGUAUGCUCUUGAGCAUAAGAGGGGCUCCCACUCACCUACGGCCGGAUGAAAUUGCUGAUGGCAAGUGGGUUGCAGGAGCACAGCAGAGGAGGCCAGGUGACGAAGCUACCCUGGCUUUUCUCCAUGUUUGAAAAAUACAUCGGAAUGUACCCAGUAGGCAGCCUGAGCAGAUCUCCACGGCAAGUGUCACCAGCAUAAUACACUGAUUCGGUGUCCCAUGGUAGGUCUGAACUUCACGGGACCUGCUAUGGGAGAAGUCACACUGAGAGCUCCUCCCCCUCUGCUCCGGGGAGGCCCUAGCACUGAGAUUUUGCUGUGUCCGCUCUUCUCUCGUACACUGAUCACUUGGACACUCUGAGUAGGUUUAAUGAUCUUUCACCCUUGUGUUUGGUCCUUGUUAAUAUUCACCCUGGGAAACUUCAAACUGCAGGCUGCUGCUUUCUUUCCUGCGGUUGCUCAUGCCCACACUUUCCGUUCAGGGCGGCUCUCGGGAGGAUUUGCUGGAGGUGUCUCAUCAGCAAGGGGCAGUUGGCAUUUCCUUUUUAAUAAAUUCAAAUAGCAGUUGUGUGUGAUUUUCUUUUGUGCAGGUGGGUGGGGGCAGAGGCACUAGGAACUCCAGAUUGAGAGGGGUCAGGCAAUGGGGCUGGUGGAACUGGACUGCUCCAGUACAUGUGCAUGGUCACAGGUCCAGUUGUAAAGUCACUUCUGUAUAUAUACUACUGAAAGUCUCCUGAAACAUAGGGUCAAAGAGAUCUCCUAGGCAGUCCAUAGAAUGUGAAGCACAGAGGAAACUGCAUAGGGUGCAGUGACUAGGCGGUGAAGUAGGUGUGCUGGGGCCUUACCUGUUUGUGUUGUGAGGCCUCUGUGUCUUAAAGCAGAGUGGGUUCUUUGUGCUGACGUCUGUGCAGUUGUCCAUUGGGGAGUAGCUUGCGGUGUCCAAUGUAGUGUGUGUCUCUAGCUGCAUUCUCUCACCUCUACAUGCCUAACUCAGCAGAAAUUUCCAGAAAGUUUUUGUGCCUCCCCAACCACACCCCAUGCUGUCCUGUGCUUGGUUUGGAAGAUCAGUAGUUUGAGCACAUGGCUGGGUUUGUUAAUGAUUUUUUGUUAAAGGGAUUUUCAGUCUUUGAGAUUCAUUAAAUAUAAACAUCCUUCUGUUUGUGGGGCAGAGACCCUGACGACUGAGAGCCGCCCCAGAGCAGCUUCCAGGGAAAAGCAAGGAGUGAAGGCUCAGACUGCAGCCAACACCUCCCAGGGCAGCAAAUGCUGGUGAGACAGGGCCACUAGAAAUCCUCCGAGACAGGCAGGAAUCUCUGUGCUGAGCAGAGACUGCAGCUCUGAAAUACCCAUUAUAGAGAUGAAUAGGCUCAGAAUUACUGAAACGCCCCCUAGAGGUGAUGUUGGCAGAAGGCAGUGUGAGACUCCUAACUGGGUGAAAUGGAUGUCCCUGCCCUCAUGAGCAAAUCUGUGACAAGGCAGGAAGGAGGCUGCCUGAGGAUUAGACAUCAUAAUUUCAGUGUUUUAAGCUGUGGUAGCUUUCAUCCCCCACCUAACAGCUCACACUGUCCCGCUCCUGGGAGGGGAUCCUGAACAAUAAGCGCUGCUGACCUCAAACUCAGAGGUUCAUCUUGGCCCUAAUGUUAUUCUAAAAGUGGAACUAUGUCUCCAUUCGCUUACUGAAUUACCUGGUGUAGACGGACUCCUCUCUCAGGUUUAUACCCAAAAGGUCCACAGCAGCUCACCCUGGAGAUUGUGGGGGGCUUUUUUUGAGUGACAGUAACUUUGCUUACAAACAACCCACUUAAUCAACCCCCGUCUUCUCUCCACCGCGUUUGCUCUAGAAUUUGUACUCGUGUCACAGCUUUUUAAAAGAUCGUGUAUGUAAAUAUCUAAUAUAUUUUUACAUUGUAUUCAUGCUUUGUUUGCACGCUCAGUAAGGAUUGGGUCAUGUAGCAGGAGUGUAAUUCAUGGGGCGGGGUUCACUUCCCUGUAUCCCAGUGUGUGUCUGAUGUUGUAUUAACCACACUGUGUAAUUUGUAUGUGACACCAUCGUAAGAGCAGAAAUACAGUAUUCUCUUUCUCACCAAA
This is a messenger RNA of Malaclemys terrapin pileata, 3811 nucleotides long. It is a transcript of the gene SLC48A1, whose product is annotated as solute carrier family 48 member 1. The transcript has 3 exons. The coding region runs from base 47 to 490 and encodes 147 amino acids. Gene Ontology annotation, molecular function: heme binding; heme transmembrane transporter activity. Lineage: Eukaryota; Metazoa; Chordata; Testudines; Emydidae. Gene Ontology annotation, cellular component: lysosomal membrane; plasma membrane. The record is from RefSeq and is a predicted model, not a curated record. Gene Ontology annotation, biological process: heme transport.